Molecule: messenger RNA, 4858 nt
Organism: Budorcas taxicolor (takin)
Lineage: Eukaryota; Metazoa; Chordata; Mammalia; Artiodactyla; Bovidae
Gene: ZNF516
Product: zinc finger protein 516
Exons: 5
Coding region: 1-3327 (1108 amino acids)
Biological process (GO): regulation of DNA-templated transcription
Cellular component (GO): nucleus
Molecular function (GO): RNA polymerase II cis-regulatory region sequence-specific DNA binding; DNA-binding transcription factor activity, RNA polymerase II-specific
Source: RefSeq, a predicted model, not a curated record
AUGGAGCGCUCCCGGGAGGCCGAGGCGGAGCUGAGAGGGGGCCGCAGCCCGCCCAGGGCCAGCCGGAGCCCCGAGGCGGACGGGGACAGGGCGCUGAGCUACAGCUGCUGUAUCUGCGGCAAGACCUUCCCCUUCCAGAGCUCACUGUCCCAGCACAUGCGCAAGCACACGGGCGAGAAGCCCUACAAGUGCCCCUAUUGCGACCACCGCGCCGCGCAGAAGGGCAACCUCAAGAUCCACAUCCGCGGGCACCGCGCAGGCACGCUCACCCAGGGCCGCGAGCCUGAGGCGGCCGAGACGCGCGUGUCCGAGGGGCUUGGCGGCUGCACCAGCCCCACCAAGAGCACGUCGGCCUGCAACCGCAUCCUGAACGGCGCCACGCAGGCGGACACCGGCAAGAUCCUGCUGCGCAGCACGCGGAAGGAGGCGGAGGGUGCGGCGGCGGGGCAGUGCGCCUUCUGCAAGAGCAGGUUCGAGCGCAAGAAGGACCUGGCGCAGCACGUGCAGCAGGCGCACAAGCCCUUCACGUGCCGCCUGUGCAGCUACGCCACCCUGCGUGAGGAGGCCCUGCUCAGUCACGUCGAGAAGGAUCACAUCGCGGCGCAGGGGCCUCGCGGAGACGCCUUCGCCGAAAACGGCAAGCCAGAGCUGCCGCCCGGCGAGUUCCCCUGCGAGGUGUGCGGCCAGGCCUUCAGCCAGACCUGGUUCCUGAAGGCGCACAUGAAGAAGCACAGGGGCUCCUUCGACCACGGCUGCCACAUCUGCGGCCGGAGAUUCAAGGAGCCGUGGUUCCUGAAAAACCACAUGAAGGCGCAUGGCCCGAAGGCGGGGAGCAAAAACAGGCCCCGGAGCGAGCUGGAGCCCGUGGCCACCAUCAACGACGUGGUGCAGGAAGAGGUGAUCGUGGCCGGCCUGAGCCUCUACGAAGUCUGCACUAAGUGUGGGAACCUGUUUACGAACCUGGACAGCUUGAACGCGCACAACGCCAUCCACCGCCGGGUGGAGGCCGGCCAACCACGGGCCGCCGUUGGGGAGGGCUCAGCGACUGGCCCUGCAGAUUCCCAGCAGCUCUUCCUUCAGUGCCUGAACCUGCGCCCGGCGGCCGGCACGCCAGCCCGCGGGCAGACUGGGCGGCGCGUGGCCGAGCUGGACCCGGUCAACAGCUACCAGGCCUGGCAGCUGGCCACCCGGGGCAAGGUGGCCGAGCCGGCCGAGUACCUCAAGUACGCGGCGUGGGACGAGGCGCUGGCCGGGGACGUGGCCUUCGACAAGGAGCGACGCGAGUUCAUCCUGGUGAGCCAGGAGAAGCGCAAGCGCGAGCCUGAGCCGGGUGCACAGGGCCCCCCGCGCAAGAGGGUGGGCGCACCCGGGGACCCCGCACCCGGGCCCCCAGAUCCCCGGCCUGCCGCGCGCCCCAGCCGCCGCGCCGCCGUCCCCGCCGGCCACGGCAAGUCGUCCGAGUGCUUCGAGUGCGGCAAGAUCUUCCGCACGUACCACCAGAUGGUGCUGCACUCGCGGGUGCACCGCCGUGCGCGCCGCGACCGAGAGCGGGACGGCCCAGGGGACCGUGCGCCGCGCACCCGCUGCGGCUCCCUCAGCGAGGGCGACUCGGCCUCGCAGCCCAGCAGCCCCGGGUCAGGCUGCGCCGCCGCCGACUCCCCGGGCUCGGGCCUCGCUGAUGAGGCUGCUGAUGAGAGCGGAGAGGAGGCCCCGGCCCAUCCCGUAGCAGGGGCAGAGCCACACCGCUGCUGCUUCCCAGAAGACGUCUCCUUGGCUGCGCUCUCCAACGGAGACCAAAGUCACACACUUGGAAACAGCCCAUCAGGAAGAGUGGCCGGGGAGCUUGGCACGGGGAUCGUGGCCCGCGUGUCCGUGCUUGAAAGCAGCAGCAGGGACGCUCCCAGGAGACCCGAGCCGCCUCGGUGUUCUGUGGACUUGAAGACACCAGCGUGCGGCCCCCAGCAGGAGGGCCCGGGCCACAGGGACGCGGCUGACCUCCCUUCAUGCCCGGCCCAGGCGGCGGGUCUGCAGCCGCCCUCUGAGAGCCAGGCCACCUACCCCCGGGAGAGGCCGCCCGAUUUGCACACCAAGGAGCACCCCACGGCGGGGAAGCGGGCGCCAGCCCCAGACCUGGUCCCACUGGACCUGAGUGAGCGGUCCUCGCGGGACGAUCCUGGCCGCCGGGAGCCGGCCUCCUCGCUGCAGGCGGCGCUGGCCGUGCACCCGUGUCCUUACUGCAGCCAUAAGACCUACUACCCUGAGGUACUCUGGAUGCACAAGCGUGUCUGGCACCGGGUCAGCGGCCAGGCCAUGGCCCCGCAGUGGACUCAGCCCAACGGCUACAAGAGCAUCAGGAGCAACCUGGUGUUCCUGGCCCGGAGCGGACGCACGGGCCCCCCGCCCGCCCUCGGGGGCAAGGAGUGCCAGCCUCUGCCCAUCGCCCGGUUCACCCGCACCCAGGUGCCAGGCGGGGUGCCUGGCCCCAAAGGCAGCCCCUCGCCCCUGGGGGUGCCCACGAAAGCUGCCGGCCUGCCCCGGAGCAAGGAGGGCCACCCCGGGGCACCCUGUGCGCUCUGGACGGCCGGCCCCGACGGGACUCGGCAGACCCGGCCUGGCCCUGGCCUGGAGCAGCCUCCGCCCAGGCCCAAACAGGAGACCAGCCCCAGACCCGGGCCCGCGGGAGGCAGCGGGGGCUUCAGCAGGAGCGCUACCCCGACGCCCACUGUUAUCAUCCGGGCGGGCCCCCAGGCCCCUGCCAGCAGCAGGCAGGGGGCGGGCCUCGGGCCCCCAAAUAAGCACAGUGCCCCAGACCCCCCCAAAGCCAAAUUCAGCCCUCAGCCUCAGGGUCAGCCGCAUGGGAAAGGCGACGGGGGCACCCCUCUACCUCCCCGGGAGCCCCCCUCCAAGGCCGGCUCCAGAGGGCCUGCAGCCCCUCAGGGCCCACCCGCCCCGCACCCCGUCAAGCAGGAGCCGGCGUCCGAGGGCCCCGAGAAGCGCCUGGACCUCCUCAGCAUCUUCAAGACGUACAUCCCGAAGGACCUGGCUUCCCUUUACCAGAGCUGGGGCGCCAGCAGCCCUGUGCUCGAGCGCAGAGGGACGCUCCGGACGCAGGCCCACCAGGGAGACUUCAUCUGUGUGGAGUGUGGGAAGAGCUUCCACCAGCCCAGCCACCUGCGGGCGCACGUGCGGGCUCACACAGUGCUGUUCGAGUCUAACGGCCUCCGAGGUGCUGACGCCCACACCACCUCCGCAGACGCCCCCAAACAAGGGAGAGACCAUUCUAACGCAGAUGCAGUCCAAACAGUGCCUCUCAGAAAGGGAACCUAGAGAUACACUUGGUCCGUUCCGGUGCCGUGACCUCCUCCGCAGCCCCCUCCUGAACGUCCCAAGACAGCCACCCUGGCCGCCCCGUGGAAGACCCCCCCAGCCGGACACCGCCUCGCAUCCUGCAGCUGCCCGCCAGAGCGGAAGCUAAAGGGGGCUUCUUGUCACGUGUUUAAACAUCGGCGAAGAUGCUCUUCUUAGAAGUACCUGUAGAUGUUCUAUACGCAUCCACGUGCUCACCAAUCAUAGUCCGUGCUUUUUACAGUAAGCGAGGUGUUGGCAGGCACGGUAGGGACACAGAGCAUCUGUAUCGUUCAAGACAGGUUCGAGACACUGGAAAGAUGCUUGUGUCGACAGACUGGAGCAGCCAAGUGGGAUUUUGGAGGACCGCGGGGGUGACAUUGGGACUGACGGCGGGGGGCCAGGGGGGCGGGGUGCUGACGAUGCCCCGGCCUCCCCGCGUCUUAGUGCGUAUUUAAAAUAGUAAGUAAGAGGCAGCAUGGGCAUUCAGGUGCUGUGGAAGCAGGCUCGAAGGGGUGGCGGGGGUGCCGGGUGACGAGGCCCUCCGUCUUCAGGGGUCCCACCGCCUGCCCCAGCUGAGUUCCCCUCCCGUCUGUGCCCAGUGAACCCAGAAGAGGUGACACGGCCAUGGGAAGGCUUUGAUUGUGUUUCGGGAAAGAGCGCUAGUUGAACACUAAGAAAAGCAGGCUUCUUUGUUUAUUCUCAGGACCUUCUGGUAACAGGGCUACAUUCUGCAAACUGCUUACAACAGAAGACUGCCCGUCUUAACAAAUGAUCUAGCCACUGAACCCCUCCACCCCCGACCCGGACCCUUUGACUCAAGCGGGAGAACCCCUGGAGCAGGUGGGGGGCCAGGUCACCCCUGGGUCCUGGCGCUCUGGGGUCCUCCUGCCCCCCCACCUUCCCGUCCAUAUGUCCCAGCAAGUAGGCGUCUUUUCUUCUCGGGCCUGGGGGCCUCCACUCGCGAGUCCCCUCGUUCCCAGACCGGGGAAGCCCCCAGGCCCGUGGGUGGGGGCGGCUUUAUAUACCUCUUCCUCAGUCACACAGAGGCAAGUUUUAGCGGGGGGUUAAGGCCCGUAAGAAAGGAUCUUAAGCCUUGCAGUGUAUGCAGUUAAAAUUGUAUUCCGCAGAGAUACAUGUUUUCUUUUCCCAUCGCCAUGACACUGUGUGUGAUGGCGGGGUUUCUGAGAUGUUCAGGUUUUUGCACAUAGUGAUCUUAUGCAUUAUCACAAGUUACUGCUGCCUUGAAUGAAAAUGUUCUGUGAAAUUUUUUGCAAAAGCUUUACUAGGUUUUUUUUUUUUUUAAUUGUGAAAUUUUGUAAAGGCAGGAAACGGAUUAAAACGAGCAUGCUAAAUAUAUUUUUCAAAAAAGCAAUAAUUUUACAUGUACAGAAAUUAUCCUAACCUUUAAAACUGGUGAGAGCGACAGUUUACUUAAUACAGUAAUGGAUUAGUGCAGUUUUUGUAGAAAUGGGCUUCUGAUACAAAGAGUUGUUUAAAUACACACACACAC